Cornus florida is the source of this 1272-nucleotide messenger RNA. RefSeq lists its product as uncharacterized. Lineage: Eukaryota; Viridiplantae; Streptophyta; Magnoliopsida; Cornales; Cornaceae. The transcript is spliced from 7 exons. The coding region runs from base 364 to 714 and encodes 116 amino acids. Gene Ontology annotation, cellular component: cytoplasm; nucleus. The record is from RefSeq and is a predicted model, not a curated record.
UUUGUUUUUUCCUUUUUUCCUUUUUUUUUUCCUUCUUAAUUUCUCUUAUUUUUUUUGGUGUCAUCGGAAGAUUUUUAUUAGAUCGAUUGUUUGGCCACCGUUCGCUUCCUCUCUCUCUCUGCAUUGUUCACUCAUCAAAUGAAGUGCUAUUAUUCAACACACUCAUCGUUUUCCUCAGACUCCAAUACACUCAUCGUCGUCAUAGCGUAUGGAAGGCAAUGAUAAAACCACCCAUAAGAUUCUAGGGUUCGACCUUUAGAGUUGUUUAAUGUCGAGUGGAUAUGAAUGUUCAGCUUUUAUUAUUUCUUAUUUAUUUAUUUUUGACUGAAGAUUAAAUCAGCAAAUUUUGCUUGAAGCAUUGUUAUGGAUUAUUACAAAGUUUUGGAAGUGGAUUAUGAUGCAACUGACGAGAAUAUCAGAAUAAAUUACCGAAAGCUUGCACUGAAGUGGCAUCCUGACAAACACAAGGGCGAUCAUUCUGUAACUGAAAAAUUUCAAGCCAUCAAUGAAGCUUACACGGUGUUAAGUGACCCUGCUAAGCGACUUGACUAUGAUUUAACCGGAAACUAUGAGAUUGAUAAGUAUACUUUGCAGGAAUAUCUAACGAGAUUUAAAGGGAUGAUUCUAACUUGCAACGGGCUUGGUAUUAGUCACACAGCCAUUUGGUCACAGCAGCUGAUGGAAUCUAAAGAAUGCACUGCCACUGAGAAAUAAGAUUUUGUUUCGUCCCAUCUUGUGUUCGAGAUAUAUGAGGUUCAGAUAUAGGGCAGAUCCAAAUCAAUGAUAUGAAAAAGAAAAAAAAAACUUUUCGUAUACUAUUUAUAUUAAGUGGAUGGUGAAUGGGUGAGAUCAUUGUUUGUCAUCAUUAUAGUAUACUAUUGUAGUACCGACAGCCCUGUUAUUAGUUUAUUCAGUUACAGCAUCUCAUCUUCUGGAAUGUAAACAAACACACUGAUAUUGUGGUUAGACUUGUGUAUGCUUUGUUCACAAUGAUUGAGCAGGGUCAUGGUGAUUAAGAUUUGCUGUGAGGUUGGAUGUAUCAUGGGAGGGAAUAGAAUAGUAUCCCUCAAUACUCAAUUCCAUUUUGGUUAAGGCAACUUAAUAAAGUGUGCUGGUUAUUAAAUGUGGGAGAGUUAAAGGGUAGUGUAUCCCUCUCAUACAAGUGCUUUCAAGUGUAUGCAACACUUAUUCAACAUAUCUACUUCUACGAUGCAAUACUCAUGUAAAAUGCAAUAGUGUAACGCCUUUAUUUCGAAUGGCUUGUUUGGCUUC